Menidia menidia (Atlantic silverside) is the source of this 5258-nucleotide messenger RNA. The record is from the annotation of a GenBank genome assembly. Lineage: Eukaryota; Metazoa; Chordata; Actinopteri; Atheriniformes; Atherinopsidae.
AGGCGGAUACGAGUCUGACCUGAAGUGGACUCGCAAACGAAGAUGCCAGAUGCACGUCGGCUGUGUUUUCUGCUUUUAGCAUUCUUUUUCCACGCCGGGAGGGCAGCAGAAGUAUCUGUAUGGAGCGUGAGCAUUAACUCGACACAAGAUGUUGUGUUUCGUAAGACGCUGUAUGCCAACACCACCAUCUUCAUGAGGUUCAUGAAUGAUACAGGAUCAUGUGACAGAAAUCUGGCCUUCAACAUCAGCUGGUACCUACGCUCAUCUGUUUGCUAUAAUGAGGUCUUUAACACACCAGACAGCAAAGCCAUGAACAUGUUCGGAAUGGACCACCAGCUGAAGGACGGUUGGAGUGGAUUCUACAGUCAGGGCUACAUGUACUUUGAAAACUGCUCUGCCCUCUUCUCGCCAAAGGAUGUCAGUGCAGUAGCCAAAGCCUGGGAGGACAGCCCCUAUUUGUUCAUAGUGAAGGUGCAGCCUCGGUUUAAUGGAGUUGAGGAAGACUUCGGAGCAGAGCAGCUCAACUUUGCUUUUACAGUCAAAGUGGAGAUGAAAGGACCACAUGACUACUCAUCCCCAGCGGACUGGCCUCUGAUGAUGUUCUUCAUGGGCAUGUGCAUUGUGUACGUGCUGUUCGGGGCCCUCUGGCUCUUCUGGUGCGCUUGUUAUUGGAGGGAUCUGCUGCGGAUCCAGUUUUGGAUCGGUGCCGUCAUCAUCCUCGGCAUGCUGGAGAAGGCAGUGUUUUACUCUGAAUACCAAAGCAUCCGUUACAAAGGGGACUACGUUCUCGAUGCUGUGAUAUUCGCUGAGCUGCUCUCUGCACUCAAAAGAUCUCUGGCUCGAAUCCUGGUUCUCAUUGUCAGUCUCGGCUAUGGCAUUGUCAAACCCCGGCUGGGCACCACCGUGCAUCGUUUGGUAGCCGUUGGACUUCUCUACCUACUGUUCUCCUCAGUCGAAGGAGUGCUGAGAGUGACGGGUGGUUUCUAUGGGACGGUUGCCCUAGUGGCCAACCUCAGCCUGUCCCUCAUUGACUCCUGCGUCAUGUGCCUGUCACAAACCACACGUCUCCUGAAGCUCCGUCGGAAUGUGGUGAAGCUUUCGCUGUAUCAGCACUUCACCAACACCCUCAUCUUCUCUGUUGUGGCUUCUAUCAUAUUCAUCAUUUGGACCACCAAAGUCUUCAAGCUGGUAGACUGUCAAAGGGGCUGGCGGGACCUGUGGGUGGACGAUGCCUUCUGGCGUCUUCUGUUUUCCACUAUUCUGCUGGUCAUCAUGGUGCUACUGCGGCCCUCUGCAAACAGCCAGAGGUUCUCGCAUUCCCCUCUGAUUGAUGAGGAUGAUGAGGAGGAGGAGGCCAAAGAACCCAUGCUGAACGAAGCCUUUGAGGGCAUGAAGAUGAGAGGGUCAAAGCCUGAGGCCAACGGCUCCCAGAAACUGCUGAGUAAAGAGGACGAGGACCUGAAAUGGGUCGAGGAGAACAUCCCUACGUCUGUUGCUGAUGUUCAGCUGUCCGACAGGCGUCAACUCCGGUUGGGAUUGACCCAUCAGACCGCCGUGGGAUUGAAUAAGAAAGGUCUGCUCAAGAUGCAUGACGCCUAUGAGUCGGUGCCGAUUUUAGAAAAGCUUCCUCUUCAGAUCGACUGCCUUGCGGCCUGGGAGGACUGGCUGCUAGUUGGAACCAAGCCAGGGCAUCUCCUCCUCUACCGAAUAAAGAAGGAUGCAGGCACCAAUCGGUUUGAAGUGACUUUGGAAAAAUCCAAUAAGAACUUUUCAAAGAAGAUACAGCAGCAAACCAGCUCAGGGGAAGAAAGGCUCAGAAUGUGUGUGGCAGUGAAGAAGAAGCUCCAGCUGUAUUACUGGAAGGACAGAGAGUUCCAUGAGCUGCAGGGGGACUUUGGUGCACCGGAUAUUCCAAAGUCCAUGGCUUGGUGUGAAAAUUCCAUAUGUGUUGGUUUCAAACGAGACUAUUUCCUCAUCCGGAUGGAUGGCCGCGGCUCCAUUAAGGAGCUCUUCCCCACUGGGAAACAGUUGGAACCUCUGGUUGCCCCACUGGCUGACGGGAAGGUGGCUGUUGGACAGGAUGACCUAACUGUGGUGCUUAAUGAGGAGGGAGUUUGCACUCAGAAGUGUGCCCUGAACUGGACAGACAUCCCCAUCGCCAUGGAGCACCAGCCUCCCUACAUCAUCGCAGUGCUCCCUCGGUAUGUGGAGAUCCGGACCUUUGAGCCAAGGCUGCUGGUGCAGAGUGUGGAGCUGCAGAGACCACGCUUCAUCACCUCGGCGGGGUGCGUUGUGCCAAAUGUUGUGUAUGUAGCCAGCAACCACUUUGUGUGGCGCCUGGUACCUGUUUCAAUUGCCAGCCAGAUCCGACAGCUCCUCCAGGAUAAGCAGUUUGAGCUGGCUCUUCAGCUGGCGAAGAUGAAGGAUGAUUCAGACGGUGAUAAAAAGCAGCAGAUACAUCACAUCCAGAAUCUCUACGCCUUCAAUCUGUUCUGCCAGAAGAGAUUCGAUGACUCCAUGCAGGUGUUUGCCAAACUUGGCACAGGUAAGUGCUGUGUAAUUAGAGGAGCACCCACAGCAGCCCCUCAUCACACCAGCGGGACCAAUGUGGCCCUGGUUUCCCCUCUCCUUCGCCUGGAGAACAACCACUGCCACAUCGAGGAAAGCGAGUACGUCCUGAAGAAAGCGCACAAGUACAGCGAGCUCAUCAUUCUAUAUGAAAAGAAGGGCCUACACCAGAAAGCUCUACAGGUGCUGUUGGACCAGUCCACCAAGGCCAACUCUCCCCUGAAGGGCCAUGAGCGAACAGUGCAGUACCUCCAAAGACUGGGGUUGGAGAACCUGGGAAUAAUCUUUGAGUUUUCACCCUGGGUGCUGAAGAUCUGUCCUGAGGAUGGCCUAAAGAUAUUUACUGAAGACCUGACCGAGGUGGAGACUUUGCCCCGAGACAAAGUGCUGCAGUUCCUGAGGGAAGGCUUCGAGGAGCUCGCCAUCCCAUAUUUGGAGCACAUCAUUUAUGUAUGGGACGAGAAGGGGCCGGAGUUCCACAACGUCUUAAUCCAGCUCUACCUGAGCAGGGUCCAAGGCCUCAUGAAACAGUACCUCAACUCAUUGCCUGAAGGUUUGCUGGAGGAACGGGCUCUGCUUCUUGGCCGAAUGGGCAAACAUGAGCAGGCGCUCUUUAUUUAUGUGCACGUUCUGAAAGACACUCGCAUGGCUGAAGAAUACUGUCACCGGCAUUACAACAGCGUGGUUGAAGGAAACAAAGACGUCUAUCUGUCUCUGCUGAGAAUGUACCUAUCACCUCCUGACGCCCACUGCCUGGGGCCCAUCAAGAUGGAGCUUUCAGAGCCUCAGGCCAACCUCCAGGCAGCCCUGCAGGUCCUGGAGCUUCACCACAGCAAGCUCAACACCACCAAGGCUAUCAAUCUGCUCCCAGCAAACACUCAGAUCCGAGAGAUCCGAGUAUUCCUGGAGAGCGUUCUGGAGGAGAAGGCUCAGAAGAAACGCUGCAACCAGGUGCUGAAGAGCCUGCUGCAGGCUGAGUUCCUGAGAGUGCAGGAGGAAAGAAUCUUCCACCAGCAGGUCAAAUGCGUCAUUACAGAGGAGAAGACCUGCAGAGUUUGUAAGAAGAAAAUAGGAAACAGUGCGUUUGCCAGGUACCCCAACGGCGUGGUGGUGCACUAUUUCUGCUGCAAAGAUCGCAGCGUCUGCCCCACCGAGCAGUAGAAUUUUUCUCCAACCUCUGCUAUAUAAUUUGCUUCCCCUUCCCCAUGGACUUCAGAAACAGGACACCUUUGUAGCAGGAGCCCGAGGUGAAGGCCGGCGGCUCUGGGAAAGGAGAGCUCGUGUCCCCCGAAGCGCCCCGCUGAGAGGUGACAUUUCCAACUUUGUCUUUGCCGAUGCUCUGCGCACGAGAGCAGAACGGAACGCCACGCCGCGCGACGUCAAGGCCUGAUGAUUUCUUCGGGAGCGGCCGAGCGCGUUCGGCGAGACAGAAAAGAAGCGGGCGCCCCCCUGUAACGCCGCAGAGCGUUUUCCUGCCUUACAGUACGCACCACGUCAGAGGAAAACGAGCGCGGGACGGCCGUGUUUAACGCUCACUCUCACCUGGAUGGCUUCUUUUGUUUUUUUGUUUUUUUCUGGCUCUGUCUCCCCUUCGUCCUUAAACACUGCGUUGGCCUUUAACCACUGCUUGAUGUGCCACCCCGACUCUGCAGGAGGAUCAUUUAAAAUGCCUUCUGCGACUCUGAAGAUUGUAGUCACUGUGAGGACGGGAUGCGUCUCACCCCCCUGUCGUCCGAACGAGACCACGCCGCACAGUUUAGUCCUAAAGCAUGUUUUCUGUUUACAGCUGACGCAACUCCCUCCAAGCCGAGAUUAUUCACGGCCGCGUUCCCGCUCAAGACUGCUUCAGGCACGGAACGGCCCAUGCCUCCGUAGCGUCCCCUUAGACUUAUCGACAGCAGGUUCCACAAAUCGCUGUGCAGUGAGUCGUCCCUCCCCUUCACUCAUUCCCACACUCGGUGUUUGCUGUACUGUGUAUUUGCACUCUAUAUAUGCAGCUUUCUUCGUAUUGAUGUGCAUAUAGGCGGCUGUUCGGGGGGGUUUAAUGUCACGCCCAAGGAUACUUCAACACAUGGAAGGGCUUGAGAGUGAGAUGGAGGACAACCAUGGCCAUUUUACUGUUACCUGCCUUCAUGCCUUCCAUCGUUGAAACGCAUUUUCAAAGUGUCUUCUUCAUGAAGUAGAAAACAUGUUUUUCUUGUUUGUUUUUUUUUGUUUUUUUUAAGUUGCUGCAUCUUUUGUCAAUGGUACUUUAAAAAUCGAAUGACACUGAUUCACUUUACAGUUUUUUCGGUGAAGCUUAUUGAAUUAUUUGGCAGAAAGGUUAUCCGGCAGCUGACUUGAUAAAUGAUUAUCGUAUCGGUCAUUUUUCGAGUGGGCUAAAAUAUGCAGGUCGCUCCGAAUUGGAAGGAUUUCGUUUUUUGUUGUACACGACUUCUUUAUGUUUUGGCUGACUGGUUAAACAUAAGUAGCAAAAAGGUCUUCAGAGUUUUGCUUUUGUUUUUUAACUUAUUUGUGGAUAAAAUGAAUAAUCAAUGAAAAUAAAAAGCUGAUUGACUGAUUAAUGUCCCCCCGAUCGUGGUGAUGUCUCACAAACGGAAUCAUCUUGUAGCCACUGUAUGCGACUGGUCACACCACAUUAAAGAUAAACCAACAGUGUCUAAUUGCUUUUAAAUCUAACACAUUUUGGG